AGAGAUCUCUCGGGGUGUCGUGUUUAUAUUACUGCUCUGAUUCCGAACCGCCGAUUAGCGUCAGUUGCAAUCAUCUCGAAUCAGCAGUAAUUCAAUCAGAGAUAUGGUGGGAAAAAUUCUACAGCUGGCGGUGGCGAUUCUCAUCGUUUCCUGGACGACUGCACAGACCGAAUCCUAUGAGGAUCCUAACAAACUCAAGGUUUGGCUAACCAUCAGUGCCCGUAAGCGAUUUAUAGAGGUCUCUUGGAGCAAUGCUCCGGCGAAUAAGGGUGACCAACUUCUUGUGACCAAAGAGGAUCCCCACAGCUUCAAGUCAAAACUUAUGCCCAAGCAAACUCCAUUGGCAGCCUUCCAAAGCGAUGAGGGAAGUGGCUCGGGCGAAGGUCCUCCCAGUUAUGUGCCUAUCAGUGGAUUCACAGUCAAACCGGACACCAAAUCAUCCUCCAAAGAAGUGGAACAGGAAAAAUUUUGGGUGGCCAAUGAAGGAACUACCGAGGUUGUGGCUGCCAUUAAACCAAGUCAGGGAUUAUCUACGCAGUGGUUUACCACCGGACUGCCAUUUGAUUACGCCUUGUCCAGAAAUGUGACAAUUCGAACCUCUUGCUAUGGCUUUUGGGCCAGUUAUAUCGAUUCAGAGGGUACAAUUCUGGCCAAAACCUGCCUUAAAGUGUUUCCCCGCUGGAUGAAUGAACUGAAGUCCAAGAUUGGGGAGAUGCGCCUGCGAGAUCUCUUUAUUCCCGGAUCCCACGAUUCAGGAUCUUAUCGUCCUAACUUCGAUCCGUUGCUCAGGGAAAGUCUGGUGACCAAGUAUGCCCUCACUCAGGAUGAUGACAUUAGGGGUCAGUUGAUGCAUGGAGUAAGGUACCUAGACAUACGAGUGGGCUACUACAGGAACUCACCGGACCCAUUCUACAUCUAUCAUGGAAUCACAAAACAACGUCCUUUGCAGGAAGUUAUCAAUCAGGUCCGGGACUUUGUCUACGAGACCAACGAGAUUAUAAUUUUUGGACUCAAGGAGUUUCCAGUGGGCUUUGGAAAAGGACUUGGAGUUCAUCGCCUGCUGAUUAGUUACUUGCGCGAGCAGUUCCAGGACCUAAUAGCUCAUCCUUCGCUGACCUGGCGCGCUUCCUUGCGGGAUAUUUGGGCCCGAAGGCAAAACGUGUUUCUGGCUUACGAUCAUGAGGCUAUGGUCGAGGAGUUCCCAGAGGUCCUGUUUGGAUCCGUGGAGCAGCGAUGGGGAAACAAACAGACGUGGUCCCAACUUGAGACCUAUUUGCGUAACGUUAAUGACUUCGAUGCUUCUCGGUUCUCAAGUCGCCCGGUGUCUGAUAUGGCGGAGCUGACCCCGGAGACCUGGGACGUCAUAUUGGACAAACACGGAGGACUCCGCAAGAUGGCCGAUAACGUUAACUGGCGGAUCUCGCAGCUUUAUCGGAAUGAGUUGGGAACAAAUGCCAAUAUAGUAUCAGCGGAUUUCAUACGGGGCACCACACUCGUGGAAACCGCUAUUGAAUAUAAUACCCGUAAGAUUUAUAUGUAAUGAUAACCAACUCUUACAAAAAUAUCUUUAAAAUUGCUUAUUAACAAUGACGAAUUUGCAAUAAUACAUUUAUUUUCUAAGCGGUUAAGUUAAAACAUUAAUAUGUUGCUUAUUGUACUGCUGUGUAGCUUCCCUAAACAAGUCACUGUUUUAUAUAGUAUGUUCCCAUCAAA
Drosophila eugracilis is the source of this 1713-nucleotide messenger RNA. RefSeq names its product PI-PLC X domain-containing protein 1 (gene PLCXD). Gene Ontology annotation, molecular function: phosphoric diester hydrolase activity. The coding region runs from base 104 to 1540 and encodes 478 amino acids. The transcript has 3 exons. The record is from RefSeq and is a predicted model, not a curated record. NCBI's taxonomy places the organism in Eukaryota, Metazoa, Arthropoda, Insecta, Diptera, Drosophilidae. Gene Ontology annotation, biological process: lipid metabolic process.